CCAACAAGACCUCAGGGGAUCCGCCGUCUCACAAAUCUAUGGCAUUUGCACCUCCUAAAAACAUGGAUGGCCCAAAGCUACAGACCAAAAUGAGCAUGUGGACCCCCCUCAACCAUCAGCUCAUGAAUGACAAGGUAUUUGAAGAAAGAAGAAUCCUACUUGGAAAAUGGUUUGACAAGUGGACGGACGCGCAGAGGCGCAGGGUGCUGGGGGAGCUGCUGGAGCGCUGCUCCCCGGCGCAGCAGAAGUUCUGCGCCAGGCACCUGCAGGAGCGAGUCCCCGCCGCGGCGCUGGAUUUCACCACGCAGCUCCCCCGGGUGCUCUCCUUGUACAUCUUGUCCUUCCUGGAUCCUCGGAGCCUCUGUCGGUGUGCACAGGUGAGCUGGCACUGGAAGUACCUGUCGGAGCUGGAUCAGCUCUGGAUGCUGAAGUGCCUACGUUUUGGCUGGUAUAUCAACUUCUCCCCAACCCCAUUUGAGCAAGGAAUCUGGAAGAAACAUUACAUUGAGAUGGUGAAAGAGCUGCGUGUCACAAGGCCAAAGACCCCUCCAAAGGAUGAGUUUGUAGUUACUGAUGUGCAGCCGGUAAGGAGCAACGUCCCAGAGGGGAAACUUUCCCUGUCAUCAGCUUUGAGAUCAGCCUCUGUGCUAGGAAAGAGGAGAGACAAGGAGAAGAAAGAGCUGCCGCCGUGGCGCUCGUCCGACAGGCAUCCGACGGACACCGUCCGCUUCAACUACCUCGACAACUAUGACCCCAUCGAGCAGGCGAGGCAGGCGAGGAGGAAAGGAGGAGGGGAGACCUCAGACCUGAGUCGUCAGGCGGCCGAGAAAAAAAAGAAACCGGCCCGAGGAGCUCCCGAGCUCCGGAAGGCAAAUUCCCUGCUGUCACUUUCGGCAGAUCUUGAAUCUGUCCCGAAAACUCCCGGUCGUCCCAGCUGGGCCGCUCGCCAGCCCGCGGGAAUCCUCAGCAAAGCAGCGGUGAAGACCCUCGUCCAAAGCUCCCGGUGGAACGCGGGGAUCCGACCAGCGCCCGUGCAAGCGGCAGCGCCGACGCGGCGGGAAAGAGGGAGGAAGGACUCCAGCAGGACACGCAGCAGCUGUCCAUCACCUCCAGUGUUUGAGGCGCAGCCAUGGCACAUUCCUCCCUCAAACCAAGGAUCUGAUACGGAGUGAGGAGGAUCCGGAGUGUCUUUCAUGGCAGCA
This is a messenger RNA of Tinamus guttatus (white-throated tinamou), 1202 nucleotides long. It is a transcript of the gene FBXO16, whose product is annotated as F-box protein 16. Gene Ontology annotation, molecular function: protein binding. Lineage: Eukaryota; Metazoa; Chordata; Aves; Tinamiformes; Tinamidae. The record is from RefSeq and is a predicted model, not a curated record.